CUGCAACAAGGGAUGCCCUAGCCAAAGCACUUUACUGUCGGACAGUGGCAACAAUUGUGAGACGAGCCAAUAGCCUGAAGAGGCUCGGAUCUUCGACGGGGACACUGAGUACUGGUAGCACUGAAUCAGUCCGUAAUCGUACAGAAAUUGGUAGUGGCCAUCUUUCAUCUACUGUGCACUCAGAAAACAAGUCUCUGACUGUUCUCAGCUCAGCCAUUCGCCAGGUCAAUGACGGCUUUAUCGGUAUUCUAGAUAUGUUUGGGUUUGAAGAUGGGAAGCCAAGCCAACUAGAACAUCUUUGCAUCAAUCUGUGUGCCGAAACGAUGCAGCAUUUCUAUAACACUCACGUGUUUAAAAGUAGCAUAGAGUCUUGCCGGGAAGAAGGAGUUUACAGCGAUGUGGAGGUGGACUAUGUGGAUAAUGUACCGUGCAUAGAUCUAAUAUCGUCCCUUAAAACUGGGUUACUGAGUACUCUUGACAUUGAAUGUUCGGCUAGUGGAACACCAGAAUCUUACAUCCAGAGAAUAAGAAAUCAACAUAAAGGCAACUCUAGGCUUAUAUUUGAAUCGAAUAUCGCAAGUUUUGGAGUUCGGCAUUUUGCAGGAAAUAUUUUUUAUAACACAACCGAUUUUCUUGAAGCAAACAAAGAUGUUGUUUCGGAUGAUAUCGUAUCUGUGUUCCACAAAAGCUCAUGCAGCUUUGGGUUUGCCAUUCAUUUGUUUGGAAUUGAAUUAAAAGCACUUUAUUCAAAAGGAACAGUUCCUCGAGGUACAUCCUUCAGAAUUUCUCCGACAUCUCAUACAGGAUUACAAAAUGGAGACGAGCCAGUAUCAACACUUACCCAAGACUUCCAUACUCGACUAGAUAAUUUACUGAGAACUCUAGUCCAUGCUAAGCCUCACUUCAUUAGGUGCAUCAAGAUCGUAUUAGAUUGUUUCGCAAGAGUACUAAAAGCCAGCAAGUUGACGACUGCUUCCACAUCUUGGUCAUUAGGAAAAAGACACAUCUUUUUAAGCGAGGGGGCGCGACAGGAACUGGAGAGGUUACGAGCAGAGCGACGCAACAACGCAGCAAUGCUUGUCCAAUCAACGUGGAGAGACUGGAAACUACGUAGGGGGUGGCUCACGUUUCAACGUAACCCUCGACCACGGGCCACAAAACCUUUUCCUUACCCCCUUCCACCUGCUAUUGCGAACACUUCUAGACCACGCCCUCAACCUGUUGCUGGAACCCCUCCUACUGACGUGGAGAAAGAUCACAAAGGAAUUAAACACCUAUUUUCUUUCCUUGGGCAAGAUCUGGAACGCCCGCCUGCAGUCCCCCCCAGUCGGCCGUACACUGUGACUGGCAGCACCAGAAUAGGGUACCCUCAAACCAGGGUAAUAAGGGUUAACUUUCCAGAAGACGGCAGCGGGGAAGUUCAGAUGGCCAAGGGCGAAACGGUGGUGGUGUUGGGAGCCUCCGAGCGACGCGGCCAUCUGGUGGUGGACCACAAAAACCACAAAAUCCAUGUCCCAUACCAGUAUCUAGAACUAAAGACCACAGCCAACACUUAACUUGUAAAAGGGGCCCUACAAGAGUCAUGUCGUACACAGAGUCAAGGUCGUCGUGUAACUAGGAGUAAGUCAUUAUUAAGUUUCAUUGUUGACUGAUCGUAACUCCUAGAACUGAUGUUACUGUUGGUGUAGAAGUCAGUGUUCAAAGUAAGUCAUUAUUAAGUGUCAUUGUUGAGUGAUCGUCGUGUGACGCCGAGUAUUGGUGGAUUAUUAGUUGAAAGCAGCUUUGUAAGUGUAAAACACAUGUACAAGAGUCAUCACACUUAAAGUAACUAACACACUUAACAACAUUUGUAUAUAUACUGAACAGUACGUACGUUACGUUCUGGUACUCGUCCCUAAUUAUUUUUAUAAGGAAAAAUAAACCCAAAAAAGUCGAUUUGUUAAUUAUGUUAAUAUGUUUUAUAUUUAUAGAAUUUUCAAUUUAAGUGUCAAGUUAUUAAUGUAUUUACUAAUUCAGUUAAUUGUACAUUGUUGGUGAGAAAAUAUUGUUCCAAAAACAUGUAUAGAUCUUUACCAGUGUGGAUUUUUUUUUUAUUCUGAAGUAGUCAAUGCAAAACAUAUCAAAUUUCUUCUGGUGUUUUCAAGUGUAAACAUAAUCGUUGUUUCAUAUGAAGAAACUGAAAUAAUUCAAUCAUUUUCGUAUGUGACGUCAAUACUUAUUUGACUUCUUGGUACUUCCGAUAACAGCAGUGACUAACUAAUACGAUAAUUCUACACUAGCAACACCUGUAAGAUAGUGGAAGGACUACUAACUUAGGUUUACAAAGCAUGCGAUCUGUUUAAAUAAAGAUAUAAAUCACGACUUAAAUUGAUGAAACAUAACAGAACGCCAUCUGGUGUAAGUUACGAAUUACAAGUACAUAUAUUUGCAAAGCAAGCGACCUACUUAAAUAAAGCUUUAAUGACGAAGCAAAGUGAUGAAACAUAAUAGAGAAAAGUAACUUAUAAUUACUGUAUGGUGGUUACAAGGUUGGUCAAAUUGACCGAGUCCAUAUAGAGUUUAGAGUAGAGAAAAAGUUUGAUAGAAAAAAACAAACAAAAACGUUUGUUAUUUAUUAAGGAGGCUUUAAAGGUUUGACAAAUGAAAUUUGGAAAUUUUGAGAUGAAGAAAAAUAUUUUUAACCUUAAAAUGAAAGUCAUUGCACUCGAAGCAGUCGACACUCUGAUUUCAUACAUUCAUGAAAUAUUUCGUAAAAAUACGUAGUAAAAAUGAUUUUUGUGUGCAAAAAAGAAAUGAGUUCUAGUGUUUACUGAAGGCUUGCUAAAUUUCAUGAAGAUACACAAAAUGUAUUAAAAGUUACAGUUUGGAAACUGAUUAAUUUGGGGUUAUGAGGUCGGUCACAUCGCCCGAUCUCGUAUAGAAAAAGUUAAUAUCUUUGAACAAGGUUCAUUAUACCUUAACUAAAUACCGACAGACUACUGGGUGAACAUAAUUUUAAUUAAUGCCGCAGAAAAAAGUUCAUUAUACCUCUUACUAAAUACCGACAGACUACUGGGUAAACAUCGGUUCAGUUAUACCACUGAACAAGGUUCAUUAUACCGACAGACUACUGGGUCAACAUUGUUUCAAUUAAUUCCGCCGAUUAAUUCUUCCUCAGUUUCGGCUAUUUUCACAUCACUGCGUAUGUUUGUUCUCCAGUUCGAAGGUUGUCUUCAUCCAUCAACGUGCAAAAAAAUUAAAAAAACAAAGACUAGGGUGUUAAUUUAUAACUUUUAUUACUGUUUCUGGUUUAACUGGAUAAGCAUUUGACGUCAUAGUUCUUUUGGUUGUUCUUUAUUAUUAAUCACAAAGCUACACAAAGGGCUAUCUGUGCUCUGCCCACCACGGGUAUCGAAACCCGGUUUAUAGCGGUAUAAGUCCGCAGACAUACCGCUGUGCCACUGGGGGGGCUUUACGUCAUAGAAAAAAAAUGCAAAAAUAAAACUUAACUCAAAACAUAUGUAAUGUGUAAGCGGUUAUGGAGAAAAGUGAAUCUCAAAUAAUGCUUAAUAGUUAGUAGAGUAAAAGAACAGAAAUUCAAGAUCCAAUUGUGUGAGUAAACUGCAAUCCAAUCUCCAGUUGUGUUAGUAACCGGCAAUUCAACCACCAGUUGUGUCAGUAACCGGCAAUUCAACCACCAGUUGUUUCAGUAACUGGCAAUUCAAUCUCCAGUUGUGUGAGUAAAUGGCAAUUCAAUCUCCAGUUGUGUGAGUAAACGGCAAUUCAAUCUCCAGUUGUGUCAGUAACCGGCAAUUCAACCACCAGUUGUGUCAGUAACCGGGAAUUCAACCACCAGUUGUGUGAGUAAACGGCAAUUCAAUCUCCAGUUGUGUCAGUAACCGGCAAUUCAACCACCAGUUGUGUCAAGUAAACCGGCAAUUCAAUCUCCAGUUGUGUCAGUAAUCGGCAAUUCAAUCUCCAGUUGUGUGAGUAAUCGGCAAUUCAAUCUCCAGUUGUGUGAGUAAACGGCAAUUCAAUCUCCAGUUGUGUGAGUAAACGGCAAUUCAAUCUCCAGUUGUGUCAGUAAACGGCAAUUCAAUCUCCAGUUGUGUCAGUAACCGGCAAUUCAACCACCAGUUGUGACAGUAACCGGCAAUUCAAUCUCCAGUUGUGUGAGUAAACGGCAAUUCAACCACCAGUUGUGUGAGUAAACGGCAAUUCAACCACCAGUUGUGUCAGUAAACGGCAAUUCAACCACCAGUUGUGUGAGUAAACGGCAUUUAAAGCUCCAGUUGUGUGAGUAAACGGCAAUUCAACCACCAGUUGUGUGAGUAAACGGCAAUUCAAUCUCCAGUUGUGUCAGUAAACGGCAUUUAAAGCUCCAGUUGUGUCAGUAAACGGCAAUUCAACCUCCAGUUGUGUGAGGGAACUGAAAUUCAAGCCCCAAUAGUGUCCAGAAACAGAAAUUCAACAUCAAGAGUGUGAAGAAAUAUAAAUUAAAGCCACAAAAAAGCUUUAGAAAAAUAUCGCAUGUGAAAGGUUAGGUAGUGAACAUAAUUUACUAUAUCCUAAUAAGCUACGACUGGGUUGGCUAUAUCUUGGCAUCAUCAGUUAUUGGGUUGGUUAUAUCUUGGCAUCAUCAGUUAUUGGGUUGGCUAUAUCUUGGCAUCAUCAGUUAUUGGGUUGGUUAUAUCUUGGCAUCAUCAGUUAUUGGGUUGGCUAUAUCUUGGCAUCAUCAGUUAUUGGGUUGGUUAUAUCUUGACAUCAUCAGUUAUUGGGUUGGUUAUAUCUUGGCAUCAUCAGUUAUUGGGUUGGUUAUAUCUUGGUAUCAUCAGUUAUUACUUUGGAAAUUUAAAGAACAAAUUACGUCAUUUUUAACUAUACUGUUGAUCUUUGAACCGUUUUUAUUAAAUCUUACCCAAAGUUGUUUUGUUUAUUAAAUAAAAAAGCUACACAAUGGGCUCUCUGUGCUGUGCCCACCAAGGAUAUCGAAGCCUCCUCAUUUCCGGAUCGAGAUAUAGGUAAAUCUGAGAGGACCUGGUUCGAUGUCGACCUCUUCCUUUCGAAACCUUGGUUUUAGCGUCAUUUAAAUAAAGCCUUCAAGGCUUACCGUUGAGCCACUGAAAGACUAGUUACACGCUGAUUGGCUGUUAGCUUUGUGACAUCACUUCGUGAUUAAUUACCGAGUUAUUUUAUAUAUUACUGUAAAUAUUUGCCCAUUUGUUAAUACGUAUGAAUUUUAAUCAAAGCAGCAUCUUCAGUUUGUUCUUAAUCUCUCUGUGGUAGUAUAAAAACAGAAUUGAUUUAAGCAAAAUAUUUCUUGACAGGUACAAUACAUAUUAGUGACCUCUUCUGGCAGAUUUAGGAAAUAAAAACAAUAUUCUAAUAGAAUGUAUUCUCGCUCACGAGCGACAAUGAUUUAAAUCUUUUUUUUCUUCUACUAUAUAUCUAAUAAAGAAUCAUCAAAACAAUACUUAAAACAAGAUUGGUUUUCUUAUUGUUACUUGUCCAGAUUAAGAUUAUAAAUGAUGUUCUUAUUAUUCAAAUUCAUUCUUGUUUACAAAUGAAAAAAGUAAAGAAAUGACGUAAUUAAAAGCAGCUCAAUUGUCUCAUUUAGUUAAUUCAUACCGUUGUUUGUUUAUUUUUACCGUUUUCAAAAAACAGAUUGCUGUAAUAUUUUGUUGUACAAUUUCUUUUUCAUUUGAAUACAAGUCCGAAAUUAGUUUUCAUUCCAAUGUUUGUGUGAAAUACGAUGUAUAUUUAUAUGUAUAAAAUACAAUUUCUUUAUGUAUACGUUA
Molecule: messenger RNA, 5777 nt
Organism: Limulus polyphemus (Atlantic horseshoe crab)
Lineage: Eukaryota; Metazoa; Arthropoda; Merostomata; Xiphosura; Limulidae
Product: unconventional myosin-Va-like
Exons: 12
Coding region: 255-1556 (433 amino acids)
Biological process (GO): vesicle transport along actin filament; actin filament organization
Cellular component (GO): vesicle; cytoplasm; myosin complex
Molecular function (GO): actin filament binding; ATP binding; cytoskeletal motor activity
Source: RefSeq, a predicted model, not a curated record